Molecule: messenger RNA, 3508 nt
Organism: Solea solea (common sole)
Lineage: Eukaryota; Metazoa; Chordata; Actinopteri; Pleuronectiformes; Soleidae
Product: cingulin-like protein 1
Exons: 19
Coding region: 118-3288 (1056 amino acids)
Cellular component (GO): myosin complex
Source: RefSeq, a predicted model, not a curated record
ACUCACAUUGCAGGGGCGGUUGAUUUGACCACGGAAAUACGAUGGACGGUUGACUUUACCGCAGUCAGUCACUGGCCGGACACACAGCGGUUCAUCUAAUUAUCUAGUGGAGUCAGGAUGGACUCUCACAGACUCAGUGGCUCUUCAGACAUCAUGAUGCAGAGAAGCUACAUGCAGCAACACAGUCCCAGAGGAAGUCAGGAGAACAUGUUUGGAGUGAGGGUGCAGGUUCAAGGAAUCAAAGGUCAACCGUACGUUGUUUUAAACAGUUCUGGCCAGGAGAACCACAGGGACAUCUCUGUUAUCACUCACCAGACUGGGUACAACCCAGGCAUGGUGAGGAGGUCUGUGGAUGAGAGACACUCUCCAGCUGAGACACAGAGAGCUGCAGGCUCCUCUGGGUUUCAUUAUCAGAAUCACCCAGAGCUUCUAAGACCUUAUGACCCUGACAAUAAUAACCUCAACCUCGUCAUUCCACCACAAACAGCCCCAGUGUCUCAAUCAGGACUUUUGCCUGACACGACCCCAACUGUUAACAUGACCAAACCCAGGAUCCCUCUGCCGGCUGAGGGUCCAGGAGAAGACCAAGUUGAAGUGGCCCGGAGCAAAACACUUCCCGCAUUUGGACACGUCCCUGCAAGGUCCCCAAACUCGGUGGAAACAGACUCCAUCAUAUCAGUGGGAAGGUUAAUAAGUCAGUUCAACAGCAGCCAGCAGAGGGGAAGGGGUGGCCGGAAGAACAGGCUGGACCUAGAGCAGUGUCGAAGGUCACGGAGCGUGGACAGCAGUCGCACCUCAGACUCCUCCUCAUCUUCCCCUUCCUCCAGUAGACCCUCAUCUCUGAAGAGCAUCAGGGGGGAGACUCCAGGUGGGAUGUAUCUGUCUGGGUCAGCAGGGGCUCGAAUCCAGAGCAGAGAGAGCUCUUUGACAAGCCGAACGAAGGAGAACAAGCCCAGCACACUGCUCAAAGUGCACAAUGGAAAAGUGCUUCAUACAGAGAAACCAUGUAGUAACCAGACUGAUGAAUGUGAUGAUAGAGAUGCACAGGUAACUCCUGAUCUUCUGAAAGGACAGCAAGAACUCUCAGUUGACUCAAAUGAAGAUACAGCAAAACAGAUGCUCUUCACUUAUCUCAAGGAUGGGACGACAGAUGAUGACUCCACCACUGAGAAGAAGGUCAACCUGCUUUUCGAAAGGAUCAACAAGCUCAAAUGGAGGACUGCUAAGAAUGUGGAGGAGGAGGAGAAGAAUUACGCUGCUGAGGCGAAGCAGUUGCAGCAGAAACAGAUCAUGCUGGAGAAGGAAGUGUCCGACUUAAAGCAAAGACUGGAAACUGAAAUGAAGAAUGAAAAGACUCUCGCCAAGGCAUGCGAGAAGGCCAGGACAGAGAAAAUGAAACUUCAGGAGGAGCUGAUCAAAAGUCAGACAGAGCUCAGCAAGCUGAGAGACAGACUGACUGAAAUUGAGGCACAACUUCAGUCUACAAAAAAGGAGUUGAGUCAGAUGAAGGCAGAGAGAGAAAGAUACAGGAUGGAGAUGAAAGACCUUCAGCAGCAGCUCUCUGAGAUGCACGAUGAGCUGGACCAAGCCAAACACGUUGAGGGGAUAAACACAGAGAAAGACGUUCUCCUGAAGGAAAUGGUACAGAUGCGCACAGACUUCCAGGAGAUGCUGCAGGUGAAGGAGGAGCAGGAGGAGGUGCUGCACAGCCAGGAAAAAGAGCUCAGUUCCCUAAAGGGGACACUUAAAGAGGAGGUGGAAACUCAUGACAAAUACUUGGCCGCUCUGAAGAAUGAAUAUGAACAGGAACUUGAUAACCUGCUCAGGGAAUUGGAGCUGGCUAAAGAGAGCAACGCUGUAGUGGGUCAAGAGAGGGUUGAGGCAGAGGAGGAGAAAGGUGUAGUUAAGGUGCAGCUGAAGGAGCUGAGCCAAGAGAGAGACCAGCUGAGAGGAAAGGUGCAGGACCUCAACAAGAAAGUGGAUCAGCUGAGCCAGGCAAUCCAGGAGGGAAGGACCACGGAGAGACUGCUGGAGCAGAGAGCAAAGCAGCUGGAGAGGGAAAAGCAGCAGGUGGAGGAAAUGCUUAAGGAUGUGAGAAGGACUGAGGAAGAGAUGUGUCUGUCCAACCAAUCGCUGCUCACUCGGUUGGAGGAUGUGCAGAGUAAGAUGACCAAACUUAAUCACGAGCACAGGGACCUGAAGGAGAAGCUCAAGGAGGAGAGGAAACAAAGAGAGGAGCUGUGGAAGACAAAAACUGAACUAGAAGAUGAGAGGAGGCUGCAGGACCGUGCUGUAGAGCAACUGCAGAGAAAGAUGAAUAGCAUCAUGGAAGAGUGCGAGGCGUCCACCGACGUACUUCAGAACCAGGUCGACGAGGCCAAAGAGAAGAAUCAGAGGGAGUUGGCUGAGCUGCGGAGGCAGCUGCAGGAAAAGGGAGCAGAGCUGGAGAAAUUUCGACAGGCAGCCAAAAAACUGCAGGAAGAGCUCCUUCCUCUGGAGGAGGAUUUGCAGCGGUGUCGCAGGGAGCAGCAGGACGCUCAGCUGCGAGUCCAGCAGCUGGAGCUGAAGGUGAGGGAGCUGGAGGAGAAGAACGCAGCCACAGUGGACGACAGAGACCGACAGGUCAAACUCAUGGAGGGACGAAUCAGUCGCCUUGCAGAAGAUCUCAAUGAUGAGCGCGGCAGUGCAGACCGUCUGAUGGAAAGAUUGGACAAAACCAAAGAGCAGGUGGAUCAGAUGAGGAACGAGCUGAUGCAGGAGCGAUCAGUCAGACAGGACCUGGAGUGUGACAAGAUGAGUCUUGAGAGACAGAAUAAAGACCUGAAGAGCAGAGUGACUCAUUUGGAAGGAUCACAGAGGACCAACCAGGAUUCACUGGUCUCCAAACUGAACAGCCGCAUCCAGGAACUGGAGGAGAAGCUGCAAGGAGAAGAGCAGGAGAACAACAGCCUACAGCAGGCAAACCGCAAGCUGGAGCGCAAAGUGAAGGAGAUGAAGAUGCAGGGGGAUGAGGAGCACGUCAACCUGCAGAGCCAGAGAGACCAGCUGACUCAGAGGCUGAAGAUGGCAAAGAGGCAGAUGGAUGAGGCAGAGGAGGAGAUCGAGCGUCUGGAGCACAGUAAGAAGAAGCUACAGAGAGAACUGGACGAACAAAUCGAGGCCAACGAGCAGCUUCAUGGCCAACUGAGCACAAUGCGGAAUGAAAUGAGGCGUAAGAAGAAAUCUCCUCCUCUCAUUAAGGUUAUGCAGGACGAUUUGAACGAUGCGGACGAUUUUGGCUCAGACUGAUUGAGGAAUAGUUGAUUUUAUAAUUCUGCAUAUUAACAACUCAGGUGUGAUUCUACGAUGUUUUCCCGUGUGGCACCUUGCCACGGCUUAAACCACAACAUCUAACAAACUGAUUCUUGACAAACUCUGACUUAUUUACUCAAACUAUGUUUUUAUUUUGUGUGAGUUAAUAUAAUGCAAACUUCAAAUCUAAAGCUUGUGAAUAAAUGUAUUAAACAUG